GUGUUGACCGAUUCGAUGCCGUUCAAUUACGGCGUUCUUUCUUAAACUUGAAGAAUUCCAGAAUUAGCUUAUCCAGAUCCCUUUCUUUCUCCUACCCAACCUUCCAAGCAUCCUAGAUCCGAGCUCCUCCCAUGGAUCUGCCGCCGGAAGAGCUGCAGUUCCUGAAGAUUCCCGACGUGCUCAAUGAGUCAAUCUCCAUCCCCAGACGAUCUCCGAAGACCUUCUAUCUAAUCACCGUCACUUUAAUCUUCCCUCUGUCCUUCGCAAUUCUGGCCCAUUCCCUCUUCACCCACCCAAUCCUCUCCCAGCUCCGAGAUAACCCUCACGCCGACCACGCCGACCAGUGGGCCAAGCUUCUCCUCUUCCAAUUCUGCUACCUCAUCUUCCUCUUCGCGUUCUCGCUUCUCUCCACCGCCGCCGUCGUCUUCACCGUUGCCUCCCUCUACACAGCCAAGGCCGUCUCCUUCACAUCAACGCUUUCCGCCAUCCCCGGCGUCUUCAGGCGUCUCUUCAUCACCUUCGUAUGGGUUUCCUUCCUGAUGCUGGUGUACAACAUCGUUUUCGUCGGAUUUCUGGUGCUCUUAAUCGUAGCCGUCGAUACCGACAGCGUCCUCCUGUUCCUUUUCUCGGUGGUGGUCUUGUUCUUGCUGUUUCUGUUCGUCCAUGUCUACAUCACCGCCGUGUGGCAUUUGGCGAGCGUGAUUUCCGUGCUUGAGCCGGUCUACGGCCUAGCCGCCAUGAAGAAGAGCUAUGAAUUGUUGAAGGGGAGGGCCCGGAUGGCAUUCAUUCUUGUCUUCUCAUACCUGGCGAUCUGUGGAGUGAUCAGCGGGUUGUUCGGGAUGAUUGUGGUGAACGGAGGGGACUAUUACGGGCUGUUUUCGAGGAUUUUGGUUGGAGGGUUUUUGGUAGGGGUUUUGGUGGUUGUCAAUCUGGUGGGGCUUUUGGUGCAGAGCGUGUUCUAUUAUGUUUGCAAGAGUUAUCACCAUCAGGGGAUAGACAAGAGUGCUCUUUACGACCACCUGGGCGGCUAUCUCGGGGAAUAUGUGCCCCUCAAGAGCAGCAUUCAGAUGGAAAACCUGGACGCUUAGUGUUUAUUCUGGUGAGAAAACAGCUAAUCUUUGUACUCUCUUUAAACACUCACUUGUCGUUAUAAGACAUGUAAAAAGGAAUUGUGGUAUCAAUAGAAUGUGUACUUGUUUCAUGCAAUAUAUGGUGCUAGAUGGGAGUUCAUUUUCUUUGUAAUUGAUGAAAUUUAAUCACCAAGGCAUUGCUGAUGUUAUGACGAGUGUCUUCCAUUGUUCUUCAUUCCUA
Messenger RNA from Cuscuta epithymum, 1311 nucleotides. The record is from the annotation of a GenBank genome assembly. NCBI's taxonomy places the organism in Eukaryota, Viridiplantae, Streptophyta, Magnoliopsida, Solanales, Convolvulaceae.